CGUGACGUCAGCUCAGCUGUCGUAUAAAGUCAUUUCCCGUUUUCUUCCUUAUCUCUUGUUUUUAUAAAUUGCUCUCAGGCCGUAACUAACCAUAAGUCAGCAAUGUUACAACGAUAAGUGAUCGCAGUGUUAUUAUCGUGUAUUCAGUGUUUUUAUCGGGAAUAUCCCUUCAGACCGCUCUCGGUGCAAACAUGGUUACCUGUUCCAAUACUUUCGUAUUGGUUUUAUUUUCUGUAUUAAUUACUGAAUGUGUGCCGCGUUCUAUAGAAGAAGAUGAUGAAUCAUUUCUAGGUGUACCGAAAUAUACAAAAUACGAUGAUUUAGUGAAGUUGUUCGCGGACUUAGAAAAAACACAACCGGACCUUGCUAAAGUUUAUUCUAUAGGAAAGUCAGUAGAAGGACGUGAAUUGUUGGUCAUCCAGAUAUCUGAGGACGUAAAGAAGCAUCAUGCUGGCCGGCCAGCUUUCAAGUAUGUGGCGAACAUGCACGGCGACGAGGCAGUAGGCCGGGAGCUGAUGGUGUUCUUGGCCAAGUACUUGAUUCUGAACUACGGCAAGAAUGACAGAGUCACGAGGCUGGUGAACACCACGGAGAUUCAUCUGAUGCCGUCGCUUAACCCUGAUGGAUUUGAGAGCAGUGCUGAGGGCAGCUGCGAUUCCAUCGGCAACGGGCUGGGCCGCAACAACGCCCACGGCAUCGACCUCAACCGCGACUUUCCCGACCAAUUCGACCGCCAUCGCUCCGACGAUGACGCUUAUCUUUUCGGGAACCGACAGCCAGAAACCAUAGCUUUGAUGAAGUGGGUCAUGGGCAAGCAGUUUGUGCUGUCCGGCAAUCUGCAUGGAGGAACGGUGGUUGCUAGCUAUCCUUAUGAUGACUUGAGGUCAGGCAAAGACUGUUGCGAAGAAAGUCAAUCGCCAGACGAUCAGCUCUUCAAGCAUCUUGCUUUGGUAUACGCAUCCAAGAAUGAGGUGAUGCACCAAGGCGACACGUGCCCGCCCGAGAAAUUCAAGGAUGGCAUCACGAACGGAGCUGACUGGUAUUCUGUUAAAGGUGGCAUGCAAGACUUCAACUACCUCCACUCGAACUGCUUCGAAGUGACCUUCGAACUGUCAUGCUGCAAAUAUCCUGCUGCCGCGGAAUUGCCUCGCUUCUGGAGACUUAACAAGGAUGCCAUGUUGAAUUUCAUUGAGCAGACACACACAGGCGUUAAAGGAUUUGUGGUGGAUGAAGACGGAGAACCUAUUAAGAACGCAUUCAUCAAAGUGGAAGGUCUGCACCACUUCGUGAAGACGACAGAACAAGGAGAAUUCUGGAGAUUACUGCUGCCGGGACAGUACAACAUCACUGCUUUGGCUCAAGGCUUCGAAUCUUCAUCUCCGAGCACCGUGACAGUCCCGGCCAACCAAAGCUCGGCCGCGCCGCUGCGGCUGCUGCUCCGCCGCCGCGCCCUCGGGAGAGUAAAGUUAGAAAACAUAGAUGUCCCUGAAGUAGUCAUCACUGAAGAAAAACCGGAGCAAAACCAACACCGUCGUGACGUGCCCAAUCUCCCUGCAGCGGAUUUCACCCACCACGACUACCUGAAGAUGGAGAGCUUUCUCAAGGACCUGGCGGCUUUAUAUCCGAAGAUCACCAAGCUGAGCAGUAUCGGGAAAAGUGUGGAAGGGAGGGAGCUGUAUGUGCUGGAGGUGACAAGGGACCCUGGAAGACAUAUUCCUGGCAAACCGGAAUUCAAAUACGUAGCCAACAUGCACGGGAACGAAGUGGUCGGUCGCGAGCUGCUCCUCAUGCUGGCAAAAUAUCUGUGCCAAGAAUACACCAACGGCAACGAGCGCAUACAGAAGAUGCUGAACAACACCAGGGUACAUCUUCUGCCCAGUAUGAACCCGGACGGAUAUGAGAAGAGCACUGUUGGUGAUUACAAAAGCACACACGGCCGUGAGAACGCACACAACGUCGAUCUGAACAGGAACUUCCCGGAUCAGUUCGGUGAAACCCCGGACAACCAAGUAGCAGAGCCAGAAACGAAAGCAGUAAUGGACUGGUCCCUCUCCAUCCCGUUCGUUCUAUCAGCAAACCUACAUGGCGGCUCUCUUGUCGCCAACUAUCCUUACGAUGGCAACCCUGCUAUGCACAGCGGAGACGAGUAUCUGACACCUGAUCAUGAUGUGUUUCUGCAUCUGGCGCAUACUUAUUCUGACACUCAUAUGAAAAUGCAUUUGGGACAACCCUGCAAGAGCUACCCUGAGCGGUUCCCUGAGGGCAUUACCAAUGGGGCUAAAUGGUACGUGCUAGCUGGCGGCAUGCAAGACUGGAACUACCUACAUACUAACGACAUGGAGAUAACACUGGAGCUAGGCUGUUUCAAGUUCCCCCCCGCUUCCGACUUGCCUACUUACUGGGCGGACAACCGGGAGGCAUUACUGACAUACAUUGAAGAGGUGCACAAGGGUGUCCACGGUUUCGUUCAUAGUCAUAUAGGCGGGAAUCUCUCUAACGCGACCGUAUCCGUGUCCGGCGUCCGGCACAACGUGCGCACGGCGCGCGACGGCGACUACUGGCGGCUGCUGGUGCCCGGCCGGUACAACGUCACCGCCAGCAAGCACGGCUAUGAGAGCGUAACGGAAGAAGUGGUAGUACCAGAAUCCGGCUCGGUCAGCGUCAACUUCACCCUGAUGCCCGACGACCCGCAGCAUUGGUCCUCGGCCUACGACUUCCGCGUGCUAGACAAUAUAAUGCACACGCGGUACCACUCCACUCUCGAGCUGUACGCCGAGCUGGCGGAGCUAGAGAACAAGUUCCCGGACAUUGCGGAGUUCCGGUCCGGGGACAGCCUGCUCACCGCCUCGCUGCACCAGCUCAAGAUGACCGACAAGGUCGGCUCGCCCGAAGAAACGAAGCUCCACAUGGCUCUAAUCAGCAACCUCUACGCCUCCCACGCUGUCGGACAAGAAAUGCUCCUUAACUUCGCCCGCCACAUAGCAACAGCGUAUUCGCUCGGCGAACCCAGACAUAAACGACUGCUUGAGAACGCUGUGCUGCACUUUAUACCUAACCUGGAUCCGUUGUAUGAGAAAAUACUGCGUGGGUUUAGCGGGGAACAAUGCCAGUUAUCUCCUCUAGAAGAAGAGUUCGGCGAUAGCCUGUACCACUAUAUCACCAAAACUAAUCUAAGUCCAUUGACUAACUAUACACGAGAGAAGGCCUUUGUUGAUCUCCUCAAGGCUGAGAAAUACGACAUCGUGUUGGAUCUGUCUUCAGGUACGGAAGACGUAGCGUACCCUGACUUGUCUCGCCGUCUAUUCGAGCAGUUCGCCCAAAAAUACCAGGACAACAGAACACCCAUGGACAAAUACGAAUGCCGAAACACGCCCUCCAACCACGGGAACUUACUCGAUGUGCUGUGCGAGAGGUACAAUACGCCGGUGGUAUCGCUGGGACUCAGCUGCUGCAAGAUGCCGAGCGAAAGCGAUAUAGCUUACGUUUGGAAAAGCAACUUGCGCGGCAUCAUGAAAUUCGUCGAGUUGGCUAAUACAGGUAUCCAGGGCUACAUCAAAAGUGAGAGCGGCGGGCCGGUCCGCGACGCGUCCAUCGUUGUGAACGACUUCCCCCGCGCCUACCGCGCCAGCCGCAACGCGGCGCACUACCGCGCCUCGCUCCCGCCCGGCGAGUACCAGGCCGUCGUGUCCGCCAGGGGAUACGUGGACCAGGCGUUGACAUGGCGGAUCAUCGAAGGCGAAGUGAAACAGAAAGACAUUAUACUGCACCGUGCCAACAGCGAGCUGCCGGGAGGCACGUUCGACGACACCGACUUGUACAAUGACCCCAACUUGGUCUAUAUUUCAGGUCUAGCCCUCGACCAAAACAGCGUACCACUAAACACAGCUAAGCUACUAGUGUACCCGCUGGGCACUAAAAAGCUGGUCGAUCCCGUGGCUACCAAUACAAGUGAUGCUAAUGGUCGAUUCGUAGUCACUCUACCGGUGACCUAUAUGGGCAGAGAAGUGCUUAUGACCGCUGAGAAGGACGGAUAUAUCUCUAGACAGAGACACAUUAUGGUGAACAAGGAUGAGAACAUGACCCCCAAGGUGCUCUUCAAGCUGGAAUCAGACGACAAAGUCCUCGGCAUGUCUCGCCUCGUUUUCGUCAUGGUUGCCGGCGUGGUGGGCGUGGCGCUGGUGUCGCUGGGCGCGUGGUGCUCGGGCUGGCGGCGCGGCGCGCGCCGGGACUACCUGUUCACGAGGCUCGCCAGCGACGAGAAGCGGCCCUUCACGGACGACGGGAAAUAUGAAAUAGUGAACAAGCCGUACUACGACGUGGAAGAGGUACCGCCCUCCGAGACUGAUUCCGAAGAGGAGAUCGUGUUGCUGCGGAACGACCGCGAAUGGAAACCAGUGGAGAACCUCAUCGACUAAGGAAAUUGUGUCUUAUUAGUAAGGGUUUAGGGUCCAUUUUACGUCGGAUAAUACAAGUAACAUAAGUAUGUUUUGCUUCCAAGUUUAAAUGAAGAAACCGACGAGUAUAGUUCGUGUCAUCCACGAUGACGCGCAGAUUUGUCAAAUCUAACCUUUAAUAACAUGAAAAUGCGAGUCAAGGCGCACGUCUUCAUGAAUGACACGAUCUGUAAAGAAACAUUUUAUUAACUAAAGAAAUGUAUUACGAGGUAUUAGGAUUCCUCUUACACCGGAUUUAAGUAACAUGAUGAUCCUCAUAAACUAAUAAGGAAACAGUGCCUUGUUAGAAGGGAUUACGAUCUAUUUUACAUGGGGGUGUAGCCGACUGAGUAAAAUACCGACUUAUCUUUUACACUAGUAAACAAAUUUCGACACCGUUAGGUGUCGAUGUUUUCUAUGGAACAUCCAGUUUUAUAACGACAUCGUAGUUGGAAAAUCCCCCUUAUUUAUGAUCAUCUGCAUAUUCAAAUUAUGGCUCGGCGUUUAAUAAUGUCUCUUAUCUUUAUGAAAGUUUGGGAUACUAGAACUGGUAACAUUUUAGCAAUAUUUUACAUCGAAUAUUACUUUUAUUCUACUAAUAAGAUAGGCCUCUGCUACUAUUGGUUAACACAUUCACUGCCAGACCAAAAAACGGCGCACUACCCCAGAAACCGGUGGUCUAUAGCUGCGUACAAAACAACCCGCCCAGCGGGUUGUCCGGCAUCUGAAUAAAGUUCACGAGCGCCCACCAGGUGGGUUCCCGACAGUGAAUGAGUUAAAAAAUACGAUUAGCCAAGUAAAAUACUACCUUAAUUAGUAGUUGUUAAGGUCCAUUUUACAUCACGUGCUAAUCUACAUGUAAUAUAUUAAUAUGGCAAUAAACAGAAGAAACUUAGUGUAGAAAAUAUAUCCAUAAUGUAAUGGACACAGUUUAAGAUUUCAUUUAACUACUGUCACUCAGAAUGUAGUAUAUGAAAGUCGUCGAUAAGCCUGCCUAGGCAAUGUGAAUAAUAGUUUAAUUAAUUUUAAAUAUAGUUCUAAUUAAUUAUUUUUAGCUCAUCUUCAAAUAUGUAUACUGAGAGAUCUCUAUUUAUUUCCAUUACUGUCGAUUUACGCAGCAGUAUUAAAACAAUUAAGAUUUAAAAUUUUAUUAAUUUUUGAUGACGAGUUUUUAUGUGGAAAUCGGUAUUUUUUGUAGAAAGAAGUUUUAUUAUUUCUCGUGUUUAUUAUUUGGUAUGUUCUAUUUACUAUAAAACUAAGUUUAUUCCAAAUCUAAUGCAUUUUAUAUUGUAAAUUAACAUGAUAUAACGCGAAUUUAUUAAAUGACAUUAAAUGUACUAAUGUUUCGACUAUUUUGUCGUUUCGCCUGAAUAUUUUCUAUGUAUACAUUCUAAUUGUGCAUUUAUUUUAACAAGUUUAGCGAAAUAUAUUGUUCUUAAUUUAAGUAUACUGUUUAAAAUAUGAUAAAGUGUUAAAAUAUUGAUAUCACGAAUUAUUUAGGAAUAAAUCUAAAUACCUAUAUGUAGGAAAUCCAUAUCUGAAGUUGAUAUUAUGAUUUCAAAUAAAUAUAUGAAGAUAUCGUUAUCAUGAAUGUUAUAUUAGACAUUUAAUAAUAUCCAAAUCGAUUAACCUUUAGUAGCGUGAAUAUAACAAACAAGAAAUAAUACUUAAAAAAUACAUAUACACGGAUUUCUACGUCUAUGUCUGCAAUGUGGAAUUAAUCUUUGGGUUAUUUUGAUUUAUUAAUUGCCUUUUUUAAGUAUCCACCAACAUCCCUAUCUUAAUAGCUUUUCGAAUCUAACGAAAUAACGGUAUAUUUUUUAUGAAAUUCUAUUUCGGGAGAAAACUGUUUCCGCCAACUAAAUCUUAACAAAUCGCUUUGAUUUUGAUGUCGAUCGCUUCAGAGUAUAUUCUAGGUGUAUAGGUUUCGCUUUUUUGAAAAAAGAAAAAAUUAUAAUAUAUUAAACAAUCAUGGAAAAUAUUAAGAAGUGGAAAAACGUUUUUUUUUGUAUGGUCGAUCACGUGGUAUAUUCCCUCUUAAUGCACAUGUGUUUAAAGUUUUUACAUUCGAACGUUAUUUUCAUAUUAUCGACAUAAUUCGUUUACAUCGUAUAAUUUGAAAUGCUUUCUAUUUAUCUUUGUCAAUGACUAAUUUAAUAUAAUUACGAAUUUACUGAAGAAUCUCCAAAAAAUAAAAAAAUAUAUUUUAUUUAUGUUUAUAAUUAAUAUAUUGUAGAAAAAUAAAAUGUUGUCAUACGGUAAAGUACCCUGAUGUGGAGACUAAAGAAAUAAAUCCAAUAAAAACUUAUAGUAUUUUAUUUUGUGAAAAAUCUAAAUAUAUUAAUUGGUGCUCUGUACAUGUAUUUUUGAUAUUAUUUAAAAUUUUAUGAAGUAUAUUGUGAUGAAUAAUAAGUUUUAUUAAUAUAAGAAAUAAAUAUGGUUGUAUUUAAAAUAUGAUCAAAUGAA
This is a messenger RNA of Cydia pomonella (codling moth), 6899 nucleotides long. RefSeq names its product carboxypeptidase D (gene svr). Gene Ontology annotation, biological process: proteolysis. NCBI's taxonomy places the organism in Eukaryota, Metazoa, Arthropoda, Insecta, Lepidoptera, Tortricidae. The record is from RefSeq and is a predicted model, not a curated record. The transcript has 26 exons. Bases 192 to 4415 code for a protein of 1407 amino acids. Gene Ontology annotation, molecular function: metallocarboxypeptidase activity; zinc ion binding.